UCAAUUCUUUAACUCCAUUCCAUAUCUGUCAUACCACUCAAAGCCAUAAAAACCCAACCAACUCUUUUGAAAUAACACAUUCGAAAAUGGAGUUUCAAGGUUCAAUUUUAAUCAAGGCUAUCUUGGUGCUGCAAUGUUUUUCUAUUCUAUGUGCUUCACAGUCACAAGAUUUUGACUUCUUCUACUUCGUUCAACAGUGGCCAGGAUCAUAUUGUGACUCAAAAAAGGCUUGUUGCUACCCAACAACAGGGAAGCCUGAUGCAGAUUUUGGAAUUCAUGGUUUAUGGCCUAAUUACAAGGAUGGUACAUACCCAUCUAACUGUGAUCCUAGUAAACCAUUUGAUGAAUCUCAGAUUUCUGGUCUGACCAGCUCUUUGCAAAAGAAUUGGCCCACAUUAGCAUGCCCAAGUGGCGAUGGAAUUACAUUUUGGACCCAUGAAUGGGAGAAACAUGGUACUUGUUCAGAAUCAGUUCUUAAUCAACAUGACUACUUUGAAACAACUCUCAACUUGAAACAAAAAGCCAACCUUCUCAAAGCUCUUACAAGUGCAGGAAUAAAUGCUGAUGGAGGAUCCUACAGUUUGAGCAACAUUAAAACGGCUAUACAAGAUGGAGUUGGAUUUGCUCCAUUUAUUGAAUGCAAUAGGGAUUCAUCUGGUAAUAGUCAGCUAUACCAAGUUUAUUUGUGUGUCGACAAUUCUGGAUCAGACUUCAUUGAUUGCCCUGUCUUCCCCCAUGGAAAGUGUGGACCUGAAAUUGAGUUCCCAACUUUUUAAGUUUGACUCUAAACACAAAUAAUAUUUAUCUUAAUGAAAUUUGUUUAGUUGUAAUCCUUGUCACGUAUCUAAGAAUGGUGAUAAUUGAAUAUGAAUAUUUAUUAAAAGUUUAUGUAUAUAAUCUUGGUCCACAAUAUUGUAUUCUUUUUGUCCAAA
This is a messenger RNA of Cicer arietinum (chickpea), 932 nucleotides long. Its product is annotated as ribonuclease 1-like. Gene Ontology annotation, biological process: RNA catabolic process. Gene Ontology annotation, molecular function: ribonuclease T2 activity; RNA binding. The record is from RefSeq and is a predicted model, not a curated record. NCBI's taxonomy places the organism in Eukaryota, Viridiplantae, Streptophyta, Magnoliopsida, Fabales, Fabaceae. Gene Ontology annotation, cellular component: extracellular region.